AUGUGCCGUCACACCUCGGCGAACGAAGCGCAAUCUCUAACCGCGCCGUGUGUGAUGCUGGUGUCGCCGACAACCGCGUUGAUCGGCAACUUCGGUCAGCGCGACUUCGCCUUCGCCAUCGACCAGCAUCUGGCGCAGGAGCGCUGCAACGCCGUGAGUCAGGCCAUCGAGAGCAAACUCACCGCCGACCUCGCCAGCGUCAAUAUGCAGAGGUGA
Molecule: messenger RNA, 216 nt
Organism: Mesocestoides corti
Lineage: Eukaryota; Metazoa; Platyhelminthes; Cestoda; Cyclophyllidea; Mesocestoididae
Source: the annotation of a GenBank genome assembly